AUGUUUGUGAUAAGUGCCCCUUCACUGCCAAGGCAGAAGACGAUGAUCCCCCCGAUGUUCGACCUCGCCGUCUUGGCGCUCUGCUUCGCUCAGGCUGCCAUGUCGACCCCGUCCGACCAUCGCUACAAGGAGCUCGACCCCGUCCCUCUCUACACCAACAAGGUCGGCCCCUGUUCCACAACCCGAGCUUGCACUGACUUCGGACUGCUCCUCCAUGAAGUGUGGACACUGUUUCGGUUGACUCCCUCUUCCCGCCCUCUUCUUCAGCCUCUUCCGAUGAACGGUUCGAUCGUCUCAUGGCUUCUUCUUGCGAUAUCCAUGAUCUCCAUCUCCUUCGAGGUUGCUGGGGGUUCAGCUUCAGCCCAGUGUCUCGGCGUCGACCAGAGAUCGCUCUUGCUCAAGCUGAGAAACAGCCUCGUCUUCAACGCCUCCAAGUCUUCCAUGCUAGUACAGUGGGACCGAAGUGGCGAUUCAUGGAGCGGCGUGACGUGCGAGGACGGCCUCGUCAUUGGUCUUGAUUUGAGCAACGAGUCUAUCUCUGGCGGAAUCGACGGUUCGUCAAGCCUCUUCAGGCUCGAGUUCCUUCGGAGCCUGAACUUGGCUUUCAACUACUUCAACUACUUGACGAUUCCAUCAGGCAUCGCAAAUCUCAGCCGCUUGGUACAUCUCAACUUGUCCAAUGCUGGAUUCGUGGGGAAGAUUCCGGCGGAGCUAUCUCGCCUGAGGAAGCUACGUUCUCUUGAUCUCACUUGUCUUUCCUCUUAUCCGGCUUUUCUGAAACUUGAGAAGCCCUCUUUGAGGGCACUGAUUGGGGAUUUGGUGGAGUUGAGGGAGCUCUACCUUGAUUUGGUCGAUGUGUCUGCUGAGGGGAGUGGGUGGUGCGACGCGUUGUCUUCUUCAGUUCCGAAACUUGAGGUGUUGAGCAUGUCUAACUGUUCUCUGUCCGGUCCUCUGAAGGCUUCUCUUAUGAGUCUUGCUAAUCUGUCGGUCAUUCAACUCUAUGGCAAUAACUUUUACACCACAGUUCCUAAGUUCUUAGCGAAUUUUUCCAGCUUGAAAACUCUGAGCCUAGCUUUUUGUGGUACACUUCCUGUUUCCAUUGGUAAUCUCAAGAAAUUGUCUAGCAUAGAACUGCAAUUGGGCAUGCUUGAUUUGGGUAGCAAUCAGUUACAGGGGCCAAUACCAGCAUCCAUAUUCAAACUGCAAGGGCUUGGUUACCUUUCACUUUCUUCCGAUAAUUUCAGUGGCUCAAUGAAUAUCGAUGCACUUCGGGGAUUUGGAAAUUUAGCUUAUCAUGAUCUUUCAUACAAUGGCAAGUCCAUUAACACUAUGGCGUCUGCUUCUGCUGCUGCAUCUUCUUUCCCUGAUUUUCAUACGUUAAAGUUGGCUUCCUGCCAAUUGCGAUCAUUGCCUCAGUUUUUGGCUAACCAGUCUACACUGGUCUCCCUCGACCUCUCCCACAAUUAUAUUCAAGGGGAGAUACCAAGAUGGAUAUAUUUGGAAACACCUCUGCCCAAUAUUCCUUCUGAUCUGGCUGUUGUCGACCUCCAUUUAAACAUGCUCCAAGGGAAUAUGCUACCUUUGCCAUCACACGGUGUCUAUUUGGAUUUCUCAAGUAACUAUAUCGAUUCUGUUAUUCCCGAUGACAUUGGCGACUACCUAUUAGGUACGAUGUUCUUCUCCCUUUCAAAAACUAAUUUCCAUGGGUCCAUCCCGAAGUCGAUUUACAAAGCUGAAUUUCUUCAAGUGCUCGACUUAUCUCGUAACCAACUGAAUGGAACUAUUCCUGAUUGUUUCGUGAUGAAGUCCCUCAAGGUAUUGAAUCUGAGAGAUAACCAGUUGAAUGGUGAUAUUCCACAAAACAUCCCUGGAACAUGUGGUCUGAAGACAUUGGAUUUCAGUGAGAAUUUUUUAUAG
Syzygium oleosum is the source of this 1917-nucleotide messenger RNA. RefSeq names its product receptor-like protein 6. The record is from RefSeq and is a predicted model, not a curated record. Gene Ontology annotation, molecular function: protein binding. NCBI's taxonomy places the organism in Eukaryota, Viridiplantae, Streptophyta, Magnoliopsida, Myrtales, Myrtaceae. The transcript has 5 exons. Bases 1 to 1917 code for a protein of 638 amino acids.